AUGGGACAAGCAUUCUCCGGCCCCAAUUCCUUCAAAUGGUUGAAUUUGACACCUAAAGCCACGGCUGUCCUACAAGCAACCCCUUUCCUCUUUGUCGAAUUAAUACUGGUAUUGGUUGGAUUGUUCACGUUGGUUGGGAUUGCUUGGUGGAUUCAUUACGAAACGAAUAAAGCGUAUGCGAAGCCGAAGGUCAAGAAGGAUGCGAAGAAGUAG
Molecule: messenger RNA, 213 nt
Organism: Sclerotinia borealis F-4128
Lineage: Eukaryota; Fungi; Ascomycota; Leotiomycetes; Helotiales; Sclerotiniaceae
Source: the annotation of a GenBank genome assembly